Messenger RNA from Dendrobium catenatum, 671 nucleotides. RefSeq lists its product as uncharacterized. The record is from RefSeq and is a predicted model, not a curated record. The transcript has 4 exons. The coding region runs from base 1 to 441 and encodes 146 amino acids. NCBI's taxonomy places the organism in Eukaryota, Viridiplantae, Streptophyta, Magnoliopsida, Asparagales, Orchidaceae.
AUGUCGUGUCGGGUCGGGACCGUUCCCACCACGACAAAGCGUAUAGGCUUACCCGUCUCGUUCAUAGGAUAUACCUUCCUGCCUUGUGUUCUUUCUGGACUGAGCAGAGCUCCUCAAUAUUUAGUGAACUGGCAAGGCUCUUCUAAUGAUGGUUGUAUAGUGGCUAGUGAUAUUGACAGUGUGAUUCUUCCUAUUGAUGCUUGUGGGGGUGAUGCUGUUCUUGCUUUUGCCAGGAGCAUAAGAAGAAAUAAGCCCCUCAUAAUAGCUGUUGAGGAGAAUGAAACAGUGCUUGAUGACACUCCUGAGAAGCUUGGCAUUCAAGCAGUCAGGGUAAAAAAUUACUGGGAAGCUGUGGGAGUCGUUGCAGCACAUAAGGCUGGAGUGGAGCCGAAAGCCCUCAGGAGAGAAGGAAUUGAUAGGAUUAAGUAUGCUACACUCUGAUCUUCCAAUGCUUCUUUGACUGCCUUACUGUAAUUUUAACGCAUUAUUUUACUCUCUUAAAACUUGUUUUCUAAAUUUCUCGAUUAUUAAUUAUUGAUCACCUCAGAACCUAUAAUCGAUAGAAAUAAUAGCUUAGAAGAAGAAGAAUCAGAUGCCCCUUAAAUCUGAUGAAAUUUAAUAGCUUAAUAAAUUUAGCUCAUGAGUAUGUCCUCGUGAUGACUGGCUUGAAA